This is a messenger RNA of Ectocarpus siliculosus, 453 nucleotides long. The record is from the annotation of a GenBank genome assembly. Lineage: Eukaryota; Phaeophyceae; Ectocarpales; Ectocarpaceae.
UUCGUUGUUCCCGCUGUAGUCGCGCUCGGGGCCAUGACUCUCACCAAGGGCCCGCUGGAGCUAAGGGCCGGGUUUAGCCUCCUCGUGUCCCCGGCCUGGCUCUGGAUGACGGUCCGCUGGCUGGAGGACGGCGUGGCCUGCCUCAACGCCUGCGUGGAGCUGUCGACGCUCCUGAUCCAAACUGCGCGACGUGCGCCGGGGGCGGGAAGCGAGGGUCAAGGCCACUGCGGAAGAGCACAGCCUCCCAUCCCCAGAGACCCUCGAGGCCGACGACCCCGCCCGCUACAAAACCCGCCUCUUCUGGAGGUACUUCAGCCCCAAGCGGAGGAGGAACUUGGAGUGGGGAGAGGGUUUCAAACAAGGAGGCGGUCGCAUCGGAUAUCAAACAGAAAAAACGGCGGAGAGCCAAAAAACGCGGCGGGACCAAAAAAGACAUGCAGCAACCAGCUCUGA